Myripristis murdjan (pinecone soldierfish) is the source of this 739-nucleotide messenger RNA. It is a transcript of the gene fgfbp2b, whose product is annotated as fibroblast growth factor binding protein 2b. The transcript has 2 exons. The record is from RefSeq and is a predicted model, not a curated record. Gene Ontology annotation, molecular function: growth factor binding. Lineage: Eukaryota; Metazoa; Chordata; Actinopteri; Holocentriformes; Holocentridae. The annotation marks the transcript as partial. Gene Ontology annotation, biological process: cell-cell signaling.
CAGCAGCAGCAGCAGCAGCGCAGUAUCUGGGACGAGCCCAUCCAGUUCAGCACCAAGACCAAAGAUGCCUGCACCAUGGUGGUGUCCGGAGCCGGGGACUAUACUCGCCUGCGUGUCUCCUGCAAGGGUCCAAGCCAGGGCCAGAACCCAGGACGCUCCUACUACUGCGACUUCCAGGGUAAACCUAACUUGUGCCGUGCCUACAACCUGAACCCCCGCCACUACUUCACCCAGAUGAUGUGGGAGAUGAGGAAGCUGAGCCACGCCUGCCAGGGACCAAAAGUCUACCGCCCCCAGAUGUGUAAGAAAUAUCCCGACGAGGCCCAGAUGACCUUCCUGGCCGCCUGGCCCAAGACCACCACCCCUAAGCCAUCCAGGCCCAGCCAGAGCCAGGAGCAGCGCAGACCAGUAGUGCCAGUCCAGACCAAGCCCGUCACCACCCCUAAGUCUGCCAAGCCUCAGCACCAGCCUGUGAAGCCCCAGACAGGCAGGGGCAGCCAGCCCAGGAAACCUACCCCCAAGCCUGGAAAGACCACUCCACGUCCCACAGAUCACUCUCAGUCCAAGGCUUCCCGCCUGGCCUCAGAGUACUGCUGGAGGAGCUUCCAUGGUAUCUGCACCUACUUCAUCAGCUGGUUCCAGAACUGAAACCUCUGCCACAGACACAGGUUAGUAUCAUCAGCGAUGGACCCAGAACACUUGGGUAGUUUUGACCUCUACAGGAUCUUUGUGGAAAGCC